Messenger RNA from Colletotrichum costaricense, 618 nucleotides. RefSeq lists its product as uncharacterized. The transcript has a single exon. Lineage: Eukaryota; Fungi; Ascomycota; Sordariomycetes; Glomerellales; Glomerellaceae. The record is from RefSeq and is a predicted model, not a curated record. The annotation marks the transcript as partial.
GCCAUCCACCAUUCUAGUGGACCCCAUCCUUCAGAUUUUGUCUUUCUGCUGUCUGCUGUCCCACUUUUCACCUUCCUUUGCACGCUGAACACACUGAACAACCGGUCAACAGCAGGGCAGGCAGUUCAAGUUCCCGUCUCGGCCACUGCCCGUGCAACCGCAAGUCUCUCGCUCGGGGACCUGCCUGCCACCCACCACCCACCCACUCUCCAAAUGUCGGUACCUCAUCCGAGUACCUCAUGUACCUUGGCCAGGUACCGGUACGUUUCCCACCUCCCUCCAUCACGCAGGCUGAGGAUGAGGAGCCCGCCCUUUGCAAGUGCGAGGAAGACGUCGACGGUGGAGGGUUUCCAGGUUGUUUCCGGCCCUGGCGUUUGCUGCCAUGGAUCUGCUCAAGUCGAGUCGAGUCGAGUCGAGUCAAACAAUCACGCUGCAUUGCACUCCUGCCCAUCCAUCUACUCCCUUCCCAUCCUUGACAUUGACCCGACCUUAAAGAGACACGCCUCGCCCACCCUUUUGUCAUGGAAAUGUCUAUAUUUCUCCGUACCACUCACAGGCUUUCAUCUUGGUUUCAUUACCAUAUCGUCACUUACAAGACUCCAUCUGGUUCCCAUCUAA